Molecule: messenger RNA, 348 nt
Organism: Rotaria sp. Silwood1
Lineage: Eukaryota; Metazoa; Rotifera; Eurotatoria; Philodinida; Philodinidae
Source: the annotation of a GenBank genome assembly
AUGAAUCUUAAAUUUCAUCCCUGUCGUACUGCUAUAAAUCCUUCAUCAUCAUCAAAGCCUCGAUUUGAACAAACAGAAAAUAAUGAAGCAUCAUUUAACAAUGAUACUAUCAAUAAUGAUGGUGGUGUAACAGUUAUGUAUCAACUAAAUGAUAAUAAAGAAAUAUCAAAUUGGGUUCAAAUGUUACCAUCUCAACCAAUUUCAAUUGAUCCACAAAUAGGGCUGUCAAAUUCCAAUAUAAAAAAUCAAGAGUGUCUCAGUAAAACACCACUAGUUGACCAGAAAAUUUUACUGAAAAAUCAGGAGGAAAAACUAGUAGAUUUGUAUGGAACUGAAGCAACUAUGUGA